AUGUUCAUGACCUUGUCCAUAAGGCCAGAGCUGGCAUCCCCACGCUCUGACUCGUCGGAUCCAUCCUCUCUGAAAGCGCUCAAACCCAAGGUCCGAACUCGCAGUGGCUGCAAUACAUGCCGACGGAGACGCGUGAAAUGCGACGAAAGCCGUCCCACAUGCACACGCUGCAAACGGUCAAAGAACCAAUGCAGCUACGAGCUUCAGCUUCAGUGGGAGGAUGAUAUGCGCACGGCUGGAAAGUGUCACGGACGAACAGGGGUUCAGUCGAGAAGAGUUUCUAUGCAGCCCCGGCCGGUGGGCGACGGAGAAAUCCAAAGAUCAACACGGACCAGACGCAAGGAUAACUCCCAUCCACACGGUGACGGGAACUCCAUGUCGAUCUGCUCUCCACCUUCGCACAGUCCGUCAUCCAGGCCUUGCAGUCAGGUCAGCUAUUAUGUUCACUACGAGAACUGGAAGAGAGUAGCACGUGUUUCGCGCCCACUUCCAGUGUUACCCUGGAGUGUAGGCAUGCCCGAUGUGGACGAUGUCUGCUUGUCAUUUUACGAGUCCGUGAUGUGCACUGUUGGGGUUACCAUCGACGACGAACGCUUCAACCCCCUGCGCAGCACGGUGAUGCGUCUCGUGUUUCGCACUGAGAUAGCAUAUUUUGCUGUUCUCAUGGGCAGUGCGCACUACCUGCGAUCAUUUGAGCGCAGAUAUGAUCUUAUUGCGAUGCAAAUUCGCCAAAGGGUGCUAAGGGGACUACGGCAAGCUUUAAUGAAAGAGACUUGGAGUUGGGAAGAUGUGUUGGUCCCGACGAUCUUUCUGUGUUCUUCAGCGAUUUCCAAUAGCUGCGACGCUUCCUGGGUGAAGCAUCUCACCUGUUUUCGGCUGAUCGUGAAAGAGAUGAGCCACAGCCUCAGAAGUGCACCUCCUAUCCCGCAAUUUUUCAUCAGCUAUUUCUCAGCGCACUUCGUGCUUGCUAAAUCGUUAUUUCCCAUUGACACUGUUGUUGAGGCACCGGCCAACCUAACCGACCGCCGGCCACGCGGGCAAGGAGUGUCGUGGACCUCCACCAAAGCCCUAGCCAAAGUCAUGAUGUCCGAUACUCUUCAUGAGAUUGACGUGUGGAACGGCCUUAGCAACCACCUCUUGCUCUUGAUCAAUGAGAUUCUCAGUCUAAAGGAAGACGCUCAAACACUUUCCCGCCAGCACCAGGGCAUGUCUAUCUCCGGGAUCGUGGUAGAACAGAAACGAGUAGCGAUAGAAAACAAAAUCAAAGCCCUCCAAGCAAGUCUGGCUACAACGACGCAGAAUUUACCCACGUCAUCGCACGAAGACAGUGAAUCAUCUGAGACCACGCAUCGAUUUCACCUCCUCCAAAGCACCAGUGAGGCCUACCGCCUAGCCGCCUGCCUCCUUCUCUCCGAAACAGUGACACCUGUCUUCCUUGGAUACACCCCAACUAACCGCUAUUUGGAGCAAAUCAAAGACCCAGUCCAGAAGAUGCAGAACGUAGACCAUAUUUUGUGCCUCGCUAAUGAAGUGGUCUCCUCAGUAGACUACCUCCCCGUCUCUUGGCCGCUAUGGCCUCUCUUUAUCGCCUCCUGCUGCUGUACGCCGGAGGACAAUAACAACAAAGCCACAGCGCUCAAAAUCUUCCACGCCGCCAGACAAAAAGCACCCUACGAAAACAUCCCCCGCGCUCAAACUGUCAUCGAGCUCCUCUGGCAGCGCCGUGAACUUCAAACACACAGUGACAAGACCGCGCGAAUAGGCCGGUUCGAAUGGGAAUCCGUACUAGAAUUCCUCGGCUGGCAGACUAGUUUUGCCUAG
Molecule: messenger RNA, 1821 nt
Organism: Aspergillus alliaceus
Lineage: Eukaryota; Fungi; Ascomycota; Eurotiomycetes; Eurotiales; Aspergillaceae
Product: Zn(II)2Cys6 transcription factor
Exons: 3
Coding region: 1-1821 (606 amino acids)
Biological process (GO): positive regulation of transcription by RNA polymerase II
Cellular component (GO): nucleus
Molecular function (GO): transcription cis-regulatory region binding; zinc ion binding; DNA-binding transcription factor activity, RNA polymerase II-specific
Source: RefSeq, a predicted model, not a curated record